This is a messenger RNA of Lecanosticta acicola, 2894 nucleotides long. Lineage: Eukaryota; Fungi; Ascomycota; Dothideomycetes; Mycosphaerellales; Mycosphaerellaceae. The record is from the annotation of a GenBank genome assembly.
AUGGCAACCCAUCUGCACCCCAGCAACAGCAACAGGAAGCGAUUCAGCCGCGAAGGCUUUUCCCCGAUUCCUGGAACUGAACAGCAGUCCACCUCCUACCACAACACCAACAUGGCCUACAACAACGGCGAUGCCACCAUCGACAUUCCGCUCCAGCAGGUCAAGACCAAUGCCAGCUCUGGCGGCGGUCUCCGCGAUCCGAGCGUCAAUGCUCAGCAUGUCUCUCCCGACAAUCAACUCCAUGAGCAUGAAAAGCAGGGCUUCUUUCGAGGCCGCCGGGCGAAAGCUGGAGGAACACAGAAGCAUGGCACGGGGCGAGUCGGAUAUGAUGGUGAAGAGGAUACGUUGACGACCAUGGGCAAGAUCUAUACCAAGAUUUCCAACUUCUCCAUCAUAACGAAGUACUUCUUCUUUGUUCUGCCUUUGGGUCUCGUCAUUGCGGUGCCCAUCAUCGUCGGAGCUAUCACGUUGAAUCACAAGACUGGUGCACCCAAGUUUGGUGGUGUGCCGAUUGUGUGGUUCUUCACAUGGGUAUGUCUGGCAAGGCAGGUUACUUCAAAGAGCAUUACACUGACAAUGGACAGGUCGAAAUUGUCUGGUGCUCCCUGUGGGGGGCCAAGAUUGUCGCCCAUUUCAUGCCCUUCGUUUUCCAGAUCCUCGUUGGCACCGUCAGCUCUGGAGUCCGCAAAUACAAGACAGUACUGCAGAAGUUGGAAAUCCCUCUGUCGCUGGUCGGCUGGGCGGUAACAGCUCUAGCCACUUUCAAGCCAUUGAUGACGAGAAACUCCUUCAACGCUGUGCACGAUGCCACCAACGGCGGCAUCUCGUCCAGUUGGGUCAACAUCGUGCAGAAGCUCUUGGCAGCCGCUGUGGUGUCCUCGCUCGUGUUCCUGGCGGAGAAGACUAUCAUCCAGCUCAUCUCGAUCAACUAUCAUAGGAAGCAGUUCAACUCGAGGAUCGUGCAAUCGAAGCGACAUGUCUACAUCCUUGGCCUCCUCUACGACGCCUCGAGAUCUCUGUUUCCCAUGUAUUGUCCAGAGUUCGCCGAGGAGGACUAUACAAUCUCCGAUCAGCUACAACUGGCAGCUCUUGGUGGGAAACAGUCUCACAAGCGCUCUGGUUCGGCUACGCCGAUGCGGGUUCUGCACAAUGUCGGUCGGUUUGGAGAUCAGGUCACGUCUGCUUUCGGUAAUGUUGCGAAGGAGAUUACCGGCAGGGAGGUCUUCAACCCAAACAGCUCUCAUUCGAUCGUCGUCGAAGCACUCGAACGCAAGCGAACCUCAGAGGCGCUUGCCCGCCGUAUCUGGAUGUCGCUUGUCGUUGAGGGCCGAGAAGAGCUCGCUGAGGAAGACAUCCUUGAUGUGUUGGGACUGGACCGGAAAACUGAGGCUGAGGAGGCAUACUGGGCUCUGGAUCGCGAUGGCAAUGGUGAUAUCUCCCUGGAUGAGAUGAUCAUGACUGUGACAGAGUGGGGCCGCGAGAGGAAGGCCAUCGCAACUAGCAUGGUGGAUGUCGCAUCUGCCAUCAACGUUCUCGACGGUCUUCUCUGCACUGUCGUUCUGAUCGCCGUCGUGUUCAUUAUCAUCGCCUUUUUGAACACCAGCUUCGUUACCACUCUGGCCACUGCAGGAACGGCUUUGCUGUCCCUGUCCUUCGUCUUCUCGGUUACUGCUCAGGAAUUUCUCGGCUCGUGCAUUUUCUUAUUCGUCAAGCAUCCUUUCGAUGUUGGUGAUCGGGUGGAUAUUGCCAGCGAAGCCAUGACCGUCGAGCACAUUAGCUUGCUCUUCACCGUGUUCCGGAGAGUGCAGGGGCUGAAGACUGGUCAACUGGUGCAGUAUCCCAACAUCGUUCUGAACACCUUGGCUCUGGAGAACGUCUCUCGCAGCAAGGCAAUGACGGAGCAGAUCACUCUGGACAUCUCCUUCGAUACCACAUUCGACGACAUCCAGAUCCUCCGAAACGAGCUUCAGAAGUUUGUAAGCGACAAGGAAAACAGUCGCGACUUCCAGGAGGAUGUGGAGGUGGAGAUCCUCGGUACCACGGACAUGUCGAAGAUGCAGCUCAAGGUUGAGAUUGCGCACAAGAGUAACUGGGCCAACGAGUCGCUCCGCGCAACGAGGCGCAGCAAGUUCAUGUGCGCGCUCGUCUCUGCUCUGCGUGCUGUUCCAAUCUAUGCGCCAGGCGGAGGUGGCGAUGCUGCAGGCAGUGCAGCGAAGCCGAACUACUCUGUCGCAAUUUCCGACUCGGAGGCCAAGGAGAACGCGCAAAGUACUGCUGCAGACAGAGAAAAAGCUCGUCUUAUUCCAUCGAAGAAGAUCCAGGAAGCGAGGGAUGCAAAUCCUUGGAUUGCAUCAGCGAACUCGGGUGGACAGGCUGGUGCUGGACUCACUUUGCAUGACCAGCGGGUUGUCAAUGACCUGACAUCUCGUGACCCGGCUUCCGACCCAGCUAGAGACGAAGCCUGGCUUUCAGGUCGCGACGACAGCAGCACUCUCGGCGAGCGUCCUAGCAUCGACCAGCAAGAUUUGAACGACGUCCGUGGAUUGCUGCGUCGUGAGAGUACGCGAGGCAAGAGGAAGCCCAGCAGUGAGCAAUCUCGCACUCUCUACCAGCACCCAUCCAACAUCCCCACGAUCAAUGAACCUCAAGCUCCGACGCCAGGCUCCUCGACAGUUGCAUCACCAUACGAAUCGAGACCAAGCUUAAAUACGCAGCCGACUCAGUAUCAGACUGCAAGAAACGUGCCUACUGUAAGCAACUUGCAGAUGAGCCAGAUCAACCGCAACGCCAGCAACUCUAGCAACCCAUACAGAAGCCCACCCCGCCGGAAUAAUAAUGACCAAUUCGGCGAGGAAGACGAUUUUGGGAAUAUGAGGCCAUAUUCCGGCGUUUGA